Messenger RNA from Ceratitis capitata (Mediterranean fruit fly), 869 nucleotides. RefSeq names its product glycine-rich protein. Bases 165 to 623 code for a protein of 152 amino acids. The transcript has 2 exons. The record is from RefSeq and is a predicted model, not a curated record. Lineage: Eukaryota; Metazoa; Arthropoda; Insecta; Diptera; Tephritidae.
UGAUCAAAGCGUCUUGGUGAUAACAGACACUCAGUUGGUAAAUAAUAAAAAGUCAAAGGAGAUAAAUUAACGGUGUCCUGCAGUGCCACUCACCAUUUAAAUAUAACAUCACUUCAGAUUUUUUUUGUGAUUUUUGGGCGUGGGAAGGUUUCACUUAACGCAACAUGUUCAAAUCGUUGGUACUCGGCUUGGCGUUGCUUUGUUGUGCACAAAAUGCGCUCGCAGGAUUUCUCGGCGGCUAUGGUUUGGGCCAUGACUAUGGCCACUAUGGUUUGGGGCAUGGACUCUAUGGAGGCUAUGGUGGCUAUGGGCAUUAUGGUGGUUUCGGCGGCCACUACGCAGCGCCUAUCAUUACCAAAUCAAUCGCAGCAGCGCCAGUGAUUACGAAAAUUCACGCCGCACCCAUCAUCACGAAAACUAUUGCGGCGCCAAUUGUGACAAAGACCAUCGCCGCCGCGCCCAUAUCAAUUGGACAUGGCUAUGGCUUAGGCUAUGGCUUGGGACAUGGCCUGUAUGGUGGUCAUGGUUUCUAUGGAGGGCAUGGUUUGUAUGGAGGGCAUGGCUUGUAUGGAGGGCUUGGCGGCUUCUACGGACAUGGUUAUGGCUAUGGACAUGGUUGGUAGAAGAGAAAUAGAAUAUUACAAAUUUAGUAUGAAACAUAAAUAUAUAUGAGUAUAAUAAUAAUCAUGUAAACGUUCUGUAGUGGUUCACCUAACGGGUGUUCAUUAAUAAGUAUGUAAAUCAACAUACAUGUGUAUGUGUGUAAGACAGUGCGAUUGUGGCCAAACCUCAUUAAUAAUACUCUUUCCUUAUAAUUCGACCAUGUAAUUUUACAACAAAUGCUCAUAUGUACGUAUUUGUGUAUAAUA